AUGGGAGCCGCACCCUCGCCACCUGUUCAGGCCCCGGCCAUUCCCCCAUCUGAGGGAGAACCUCCUUCUCAGCGUCGAUACCCCACCAGGAGGCCACCCACGGACCCUGUGCCACCCGCCGACCGAGACCAGAGACCUGCUCCUCGACCCCCGGCCAAGAGAACCAAGUUCUCGGGUCCUGGAGAGCCAUCCCACGCACCUCAGCCAGAGCCAGCUACAGAGGAACCUCGGAUUCCAGUGGACAUGCCUCCCGAGGCCAUUAUCAGGCGUCCCAUGAUAGCUGGACCGCCGAUAGAGGAUAUGGUCAGUGGCCCCGGAAUCUAUCCACCAGGAUUUGGUGGAAUCCACCACUAA
This is a messenger RNA of Vitis vinifera (wine grape), 354 nucleotides long. RefSeq names its product vegetative cell wall protein gp1-like. The transcript is spliced from 2 exons. Lineage: Eukaryota; Viridiplantae; Streptophyta; Magnoliopsida; Vitales; Vitaceae. Bases 1 to 354 code for a protein of 117 amino acids. The record is from RefSeq and is a predicted model, not a curated record.